AUGGUUCUGGAGGUGGAAGCAAUGAUGCAGGUAUUACGGAAAUUUUACUGCAUACUCAUAUUUACACUUAUUAUAUCGGUGAAAAUUAAUAUUGUGGACAACCGACCACAAAACGUAACCUGUCCCUUGGGAUAUGGAUCCAUUCUCAACGAUUGCGUGACGGAUUCAACAGAUGAUGUCGAACGAUCAGAUCUCAAGAGAUAUUUGGACAAAGAGUCUCAGAAUGUAUCAAACACAAUCGAUUUGGAUGAUGCCGUUAGCAGAGACAUUGCAAUAGAAAACUUAUUGGACAUCGAUACGGUUGGCAAUGCAAGGGAUGCUGAUACAGAGUCGACUACCUCGGAGACUACGAUUCCAACGGUGAGCACUACAGAAACAACAACAGAUGAGACCACUACAGCUGAAGUCUCCACUACAACUGAAGAGUCGACUACCUCGGAGACUACGAUUCCAACGGAGAGCACUACUGAAACAACAACAGAUGAGACCACUACAGCUGAAGUCUCCACUACAACUGAAGAGUCGACUACCUCGGAGACUACGAUUCCAACGGUGAGCACUACUGAAACAACAACAGAUGAGACCACUACAGCUGAAGUCUCCACUACAACUGAAGAGUCGACUACCUCGGAGACUACGAUUCCAACGGUGAGCACUACAGAAACAACAACAGAUGAGACCACUACAGCUGAAGUCUCCACUACAACUGAAGAGUCGACUACCUCGGAGACUACGAUUCCAACGGUGAGCACUACAGAGACAACAACAGAUGAGACCACUACAGCUGAAGUCUCCACUACAACUGAAGAGUCGACUACCUCGGAGACUACGAUUCCAACGGUGAGCACUACUGAAACAACAACAGAUGAGACCACUACAGCUGAAGUCUCCACUACAACUGAAGAGUCGACUACCUCGGAGACUACGAUUCCAACGACUACGAUUCCAACGGUGAGCACUACAGAAACAACAACAGAUGAGACCACUACAGCUGAAGUCUCCACUACAACUGAAGAGUCGACUACCUCGGAGACUACGAUUCCAACGGAGAGCACUACUGAGACAACAACAGAUGAGACCACUACAGCUGAAGUCUCCACUACAACUGAAGAGUCGACUACCUCGGAGACUACGAUUCCAACGGAGAGCACUACUGAGACAACAACAGAUGAGACCACUACAGCUGAAGUCUCCACUACAACUGAAGAGUCGACUACCUCGGAGACUACGAUUCCAACGGUGAGCACUACUGAAACAACAACAGAUGAGACCACUACAGCUGAAGUCUCCACUACAACUGAAGAGUCGACUACCUCGGAGACUACGAUUCCAACGACUACGAUUCCAACGGUGAGCACUACAGAAACAACAACAGAUGAGACCACUACAGCUGAAGUCUCCACUACAACUGAAGAGUCGACUACCUCGGAGACUACGAUUCCAACGGUGAGCACUACUGAAACAACAACAGAUGAGACCACUACAGCUGAAGUCUCCACUACAACUGAAGAGUCGACUACCUCGGAGACUACGAUUCCAACGGUGAGCACUACUGAAACAACAACAGAUGAGACCACUACAGCUGAAACUACGAUUCCAACGGUGAGCACUACUGAAACAACAACAGAUGAGACCACUACAGCUGAAGUCUCCACUACAACUGAAGAGUCGACUACCUCGGAGACUACGAUUCCAACGGUGAGCACUACUGAAACAACAACAGAUGAGACCACUACAGCUGAAGUCUCCACUACAACUGAAGAGUCGACUACCUCGGAGACUACGAUUCCAACGGUGAGCACUACUGAAACAACAACAGAUGAGACCACUACAGCUGAAGUCUCCACUACAACUGAAGAGUCGACUACCUCGGAGACUACGAUUCCAACGGUGAGCACUACUGAAGAAACAACAACAGAUGAGACCACUACAGCUGAAGUCUCCACUACAACUGAAGAGUCGACUACCUCGGAGACUACGAUUCCAACGGUGAGCACUACUGAAACAACAACAGAUGAGACCACUACAGCUGAAGUCUCCACUACAACUGAAGAGUCGACUACCUCGGAGACUACGAUUCCAACGGUGAGCACUACUGAAACAACAACAGAUGAGACCACUACAGCUGAAGUCUCCACUACAACUGAAGAGUCGACUACCUCGGAGACUACGAUUCCAACGGUGAGCACUACAGAAACAACAACAGAUGAGACCACUACAGCUGAAGUCUCCACUACAACUGAAGAGUCGACUACCUCGGAGACUACGAUUCCAACGGUGAGCACUACAAGAAGACAACAACAGAUGAGACAACAACAGAUGAGACUAGCUGAAGUCUCCACUACAACUGAAGAGUCGACUACCUCGGAGACUACGAUUCCAACGGUGAGCACUACAGAAACAACAACAGAUGAGACCACUACAGCUGAAACUACGAUUCCAACGGUGAGCACUACAGAAACAACAACAGAUGAGACCACUACAGCUGAAGUCUCCACUACAACUGAAGAGUCGACUACCUCGGAGACUACGAUUCCAACGGUGAGCACUACAGAAACAACAACAGAUGAGACCACUACACUGAAGUCUCCACUACAACUGAAGAGUCGACUACCUCGGAGACUACGAUUCCAACGAGUCGACUACCUCGGGGACUACGAUUCCAACGGUGAGCACUACUACGAAACAACAACAGAUGAGACCACUACAGCUGAAGUCUCCACUACAACUGAAGAGUCGACUACCUCGGAGACUACGAUUCCAACGGUGAGCACUACAGAAACAACAACAGAUGAGACCACUACAGCUGAAGUCUCCACUACAACUGAAGAGUCGACUACCUCGGAGACUACGAUUCCAACG
Messenger RNA from Achroia grisella, 2862 nucleotides. RefSeq names its product mucin-2-like. Lineage: Eukaryota; Metazoa; Arthropoda; Insecta; Lepidoptera; Pyralidae. The annotation marks the transcript as partial. The record is from RefSeq and is a predicted model, not a curated record. The transcript has 9 exons.